Molecule: messenger RNA, 1197 nt
Organism: Melampsora larici-populina 98AG31
Lineage: Eukaryota; Fungi; Basidiomycota; Pucciniomycetes; Pucciniales; Melampsoraceae
Exons: 6
Coding region: 1-1197 (398 amino acids)
Source: RefSeq, a predicted model, not a curated record
AUGCUUUUCAGCAGACAUUCACUAUCUCUGGUCUUCCUCGCUUUGUCGCAUGCUGUUGCUCCGCACAGCCUUCCAGCAACGCUUCUUGAGGAACUGGGACGUACCAGCAAACUGGAUCAUCUCGAUCCUGAAAGCAUCGUAACAUGUCGUUGGGAUGGGAAUAAACCAGAUUCAUAUCGUGAGCCGAGGUGGAUGCACAACCAAAAUGUGUUUUUACCGCUUGCUACUUCACUAUUCGAUAAGAUUCGGAAGCACAAUGCGCUCCGUACGGAUCCAAUUGGGGACAAGGAGAAGUAUUCAACCCCGGAAGAUGUUCUCCUCAUGCUUAUAAAGAUCGCCAUGCAACCCACAAAUGACGAGGUGAACAAACCGUGGGAACUUAGCAUGCACCAGGCUGUAAACUAUUUGAACGCUGAAAUGCAACUUUUGAGUUAUUUCACUCAAGUAGACAGGGAGGUGUUUCGAAAUUUACACCGCGACGAUGAAUUUUUAAAUACUAUUGUACAGUUUCAUGCCUUGGAAUGUCAGAGAGCUGGAAGCAGAGGUUGGCUUGGGAGUUUGGCAGACACACCUGUUUUAUUAUCUAAUGAACUGGCUGAUAGGAUUGUUCCUGCGAACCUCUGGCCGUUGGCGGAUUAUUACCAAGAUUAUGAUCGACUUCUCAAUGAGGGCCAAGGCGAGUUGAAGGAAAGGCUAGAUCGGUUUUUAUUUACAAACUUCAUGUCUCGCUCAGUAUAUGGACCAAACCAAUAUGUGAACCCCGGCAUUACUUUGGCUCGCAGAAUUAAUCAGUUACCCACUGGAUGGUGGCUGAGUUCAUCACAAACUGAGGUCGAAGGGGAAGUGACCCAAUUGAUAAAAGACCUCAUCGAAAGUAUACGUUCAGAUUAUACUGCGGCAGCCACGGCACUUCGUGAACAAAGAUCAACAUCUCCACGAUUAAACAUACAUUCAUAUCAACAUAGUCCAGCUCAUAAUCCCACAAUAGGCCAACAAACAAGUAUCUUAAGUAGAUUUCAAGCUGCACAACAUCUAUGCAGAUAUCUCGGGGUCGAUUUCGAUCAAGUCUUUUCAAGUCAGAUUCAAGAACAUGGACACGUUCGUGUCUGGUUAAGAUUCUUAGCAGCAAAUUGGUCAAGAUCAUAUAGCAUACCUCGCAGAGCAUCUUCUCUAAGAUAUGUCACACCAACGGGAUAA